Glycine soja is the source of this 1758-nucleotide messenger RNA. Its product is annotated as F-box/LRR-repeat protein At1g55660-like. The record is from RefSeq and is a predicted model, not a curated record. NCBI's taxonomy places the organism in Eukaryota, Viridiplantae, Streptophyta, Magnoliopsida, Fabales, Fabaceae. The transcript is spliced from 2 exons. The coding region runs from base 371 to 1531 and encodes 386 amino acids. Gene Ontology annotation, molecular function: protein binding.
UUUUGUUGUUUUCGAAAGCUCUCUUCGCCUACUAGCUCUCUCUUCCGUUUUCAACUUCUCCGAUUGCAAUGCACACAGUAAAACAAACCGAUGGACAUGGUGCCCAAACCCAUAGUUUUUGAACCAGGCACUGCAGUGGAAGUCAGCAUCAAUAGCAGCGGCUUCCGUGGCUCAUGAUUUUCUGGCACCCUCAUCAGCCGCGUUGACUCCAACAUAUUCCUGGUGCAGCACCAUCAUAACUUGGUGCUGAGAGCAGUUGUCAGUCUUCACCAGCUCCGAUAAUUCCCCGGCGGGGGAGCUAUCGAAAAUUCAAGUCUGGUGACCACCGCAGGCGGUGAGCAAAGCCUUGUGUUUGGACUUGAAGAAGGUGAUGGCGUUUUGGAAGGAGCAGCUCAGGGCAGACCACCAGUGGAUCAAUCACAGUUGGGUUCCCCCAAUCAAAGACCACAAUAAUAGGGACAGGAUCAGUGAGCUGCCGGACUCCAUUCUGCUCCAUAUAUUGAAUUUUAUGAACACAAAAAGUGCUGUUCAAACUUGUGUCUUGUCUAAAAGAUGGAAGGACCUUUGCAAACGACUCAUCAGUCUCGCGUACUGUCCUGAUCCUUAUCUCCUAAAGAAACGCGGGGUUGGAAGGUUUAUGAAAUUUGCAACCUGGGUUUUGUCUAGACGAGACGACGCCUAUUCCCUACUUAAUCUUACUCUUCACCUUUGUUGGACUGAGCCUGAACUCCUAGAUAAGGUCACCAAGUAUGCUCUGCUUCAUGAUGUCCGGCAGUUGACAAUGGAGCUAUAUUCAGGCUUUAGACCUGACCUUGAGUCCCUCCCUUUAAUCUUUUGCUGUCAUUCUUUGACAUCUCUUAAGCUUUGCAUUAAUGGAAUGAACUAUCCCCUCAUAAUACUUCCAAAAUCUCUGCACUUGCCUGCAUUAAAAAGCUUGCAUCUUCAAGGUUUCAAUUUUACUGCAACUGGCAAUGACUCUGCUGAGCCUUUUUCAAACUGCUACGUGUUAAAUACUUUGGUCCUUAGAUUUUGUUCUUUGCAUAAUGAUGCAAGGGUUCUCUGCAUAUCUAAUUCUACCCUUUCCAUUUUGACAAUAUUAGAAGGACAAACUUAUCAAAUUGUGCUUUCUACUCCAAAUCUUAGUUCUUUUACUAUCAGGGGUUCUAGUAGUCUCCAACUCUUCUCUACAUGCAAUCUUUCUUUCCUUGGAGAAGUAAAUAUUGAUGUGUCUUGGGAUGGACAUUGGGCUGAGAAAAGUUCAAUCAUAAGUUCAAACAUCGUAAGAUGGCUGGUAGUGCUUGCCUAUGUAAAGAAAUUGUCAUUUUCUCGGUAUGCCUUUCAAAUAAUACUACAUGAUUUCUCAAAUCCCAUUUCAAUGAGACCUGAACCUCCAAGCUUUGUUAGAUUGGAGUCACUGAAAGUGAUCAAGCUUUUGUCUGCAAACGUAUCUGAUGAGAAAGUAAACACAGUAGUGGAGUACUUGCUUCGGGACUCUCCAAUGGCCAGAGUUGAAAUCUUGGGGGAAUAUUAAAUGAUAUCAUGGUUAAAUCUUUUGGUAGAGAUUUUUAGAGAGUAUCCAGUUUUUGUCUAUUUUCUGCUUACUUUCUGCUUGUCCUACAUUCACUUUUGUUACCGGAAACUAUUUUUCUUUCGUCUUUCUCUACCCUCUGUUGUUCCGAUUCUAACAAGGAUACAAUGUUAAUCAUCUUCAAAUGAUUUGUAUCAACUCCUUGUUAUUUUUAUUACUUUGUUCUAUUA